This is a messenger RNA of Pogonomyrmex barbatus (red harvester ant), 2124 nucleotides long. RefSeq names its product cytochrome P450 9e2-like. Gene Ontology annotation, molecular function: iron ion binding; heme binding; monooxygenase activity. The record is from RefSeq and is a predicted model, not a curated record. Lineage: Eukaryota; Metazoa; Arthropoda; Insecta; Hymenoptera; Formicidae.
CAGCAGAUAAACUGCGCCACAGCAUCAACAGUCAACCGCCAGCUUUCAGCGUGUAACGAUGUAUCUUGAUAUCGUUACUAGUGACACGAUAAAUAUAGUCAAACUAAUUGCCAAAGAUACAAAAGUUUAUUUUACUUUCAACAAAAUUAUAUCGUGCAUUUUAAUAAAGUAAAAUAAUAGUGAUAUCAAUAUGAUAUACAUAAUUGUUUUGUCGGUGACAGCAGGUGUUCUAGGUUUUUAUUAUUAUUUCUUCAAAGAUUUGAAUUAUUUUAAAAAACAUGGCAUACUGCAUAAGCCACCGCUUCCUAUACUGGGAAAUAUGGGAUCGGCAUGCCUUCGUCUCAAACCGAUAGUCGAGUUCGUUAAAGAUUUUUACAAUCUAUAUCCUGAAGCGAAAUACAUCGGUAUAUAUGAUAUUCCGACUAUUCCAGUUAUAGCAGUGCGCGAUCCCGAGCUUAUUAAAUCCAUUAUGUUAAAACACUUUGAUAUGUUUCCGGAUCAUCGAAACUUUAUAGAUGAAACGCAAGACCCAUUAUUUGGUAAAAAUCUUUUCUCUAUUCGCGGAGAGAGAUGGCGGCAAGUACGAUCUUUAUUGAGUCCAGCUUUCACGUCUAGCAAAAUGAAAAAUAUGUUUAAGUUAAUGUCAGAGUACAGUGCCGAUUUCACUACUUUCCUGGCGCAAUUGCCACCAGAGCAGAGGAUGAUGCAAAUGAAAGAUAUCUUUACUAAGUAUACCAACGACGUGAUCGCUACUUGUGUUUUUGGAAUUAGUAUUAAUUCCAUGAAAAAUCCAAAGAAUGAAUUCUACGUAUACGGCAAAGAAGCGACCACAUUGAGUUCUGUAACCUUCCUAAAAUUCUACAUAUUUAGAAAUUUGCCAUUGCUGGCACGAUUAAUAAAUUUGAAAUUCGUCCGUCAGAAAAUAGCAGACUUCUUCCGAGAUCUUGUGGAAACCACUAUAAAAACUAGGGAUGAAAAUGGUAUUGUUCGACCUGAUAUGUUGCAGUUGAUGAUGGAAAAUAGGAGUAAAGAGGAUAAGGUACAGCUGACUAUCGAAGAUAUGGUAGCACAAGCGUUUGUCUUUUUCUUUAAUGGCUUCGAAAGUACUUCAACGUUAAUGUGUUUCGCUGCUCAUGAAAUCGCUGUAAACCAGGAUAUACAAAAGAAACUUCAAAAUCAAAUCGAUCAGGUCUUGAAGGAGAAUAAUGGACAAGUACUUUACGAAGCUGUUAAUGCUAUGGAAUAUUUAGAUGCUGUGAUCUACGAAACCCUCCGAAUGUAUCCAAUUGUUGCGGUAAUAGACAGAUCAUGCGCAAAAGAUUUCGAGUUACCGCCAGCAUUACCAGGAAAAAAAUCUUUUACUAUAAAAAAAGGACGCGGGAUAUGGAUACCAGCUUAUGCACUUCAUCAUGAUGCUAAAUAUUUUGAAGAACCGGAAAAGUUUGAUCCCGAGCGGUUUCUCGGUGAGAAAAGAAAACAUAUUUUCAACUGCGGAGCGUAUCUUCCUUUUGGCCUUGGUCCCAGAAUGUGCAUAGGUAACAGAUUUGCAUUGUUGGAAACAAAGGUUUUACUUUUUCAUCUAUUAGCCCGUUGCGAUUUGAAAAUCUGUGAAAAAACACCGAUACCGCUCAAGCUUGCUAAAGGCUUUAACAUGAAGCCUGAAGGUGGUUUCUGGCUGAAUGUGGAACCGAGAAAAAAUAUAGAUUAUAUCCUUGCAGCUAAUUUAAACAAUGGAACACUUAGAUGUAAGUGAGAAAACAAUAAAAUCAGGAUGAAACAGGUUUUUAUAUUACUGCAAGUUUAACAACUAAGAAUAUCAUUGCAUCAGUAAUAUGUUGCCGAAUGGUAUCAUUUUAUCUCUUAUAUCUUUCCAAAAAAACAGUAAAAGGGAAGAGCCUCACAAAGAUUGACAGAUUAAAUUUUAUUUCUUUUUUUGUACCGUUCUGUUCACUUCUGAAAUAUAGAUUUUUUUUUAUAUUGAUAGUACAAUUAUUAUUAAGCAUAAUAAUCUUAUGUUAUAAUUUUUGAGAGUGAUCAUUUGAUAUUUUUGUAAAAAAUGUUUUCAUAACUAUUACGUUGAAUGAAGAUUUAUGGAAUAAAGAUUCAAGAGCUUUUAAAAAAUUA